CUGACUAGAUCAUGAGACAGAUCUGCAUGUGGGAGAUGCUGUCACAUUUUCAGACUGCAGGGACAGUACACGGUGGCCCACAUGGGACAGUCACUGGAGCCCAAAGCCCGUUGCCAGGAGUGGAAGGUCCCUGAAGUCUGAGACGAUUGCCUCUUGCCUGAUGCUGCUGGGAGAUGCUCAGAGUCAACACAAGGUGGAGAACAUAGUGACCCGCAAAGAUGAGCAGUGAGGCCACCCCUGAGGCUGUGUCCUCUCCACUGGAGCAGAAAUAUUUUGACAGAUACACUGAAGAUGACCCGGAAUAUCUGCGUGUCCGAAAUAUGGCGCCUGAUGUCAGGCAAGACUUUAAUAUAAUGGAGCAGAAGAAGAGAGUGACCAUGAUAAUGCAAAGUCCAUCGUUCAGGGAAGAGCUGGAGAGUCUCAUCCAGGAACAGAUGAAGAAGGGAAACAACUCCUCUAAUAUCUGGGCUCUCAGGCAAAUCGCAGACUUUAUGGCCAGCACUACUCCAUCCGUCUUCCCAACCUGUCCUGUCAGCUCCUCAAUGGUGUUGCCAAUCAACGAUAUCCACUGCAAUGACCCUGUCCCUCUGGCAAAAGGCGAGAGGCUCAUGAGAUGCAAACUUGCCAGUGUCUACAGACUGAUGGACCUUAAUGGCUGGGCUCAGCUUAGUGGUACCUUUUCCUCAAUAAGAGUAAAUAAAGAGCAAGACCACUUCUUAAUCAGCCCGCGGGGAAUCUCCUGUAACGAGGUGACGGCAUCAAGUCUGGUGAAGGUUAACAUUCUUGGGGAGAUGGUGGAAUCGGGAAGUACCAGCUUUGAGGUGGCCUCUUGUGACUUCAGCCUGCACUCAGCCAUCUACUCAGCACGACCAGACGUGAGGUGCAUCAUCCAGUUACACACGGCAGCCGCUACAGCGGUAUCAGCAAUGAAAUGUGGCCUCUUACCCAUCUCCCAUGAUGCCUUGCUAGCGGGGGAAGUGAUGUACUACGAUUACAGAGGAGACAUGGAUGAGGAAGAUGACAGGAUUGAACUCCAAAAGUGUCUGGGACCUACCUGCAAGAUCCUCAUUCUGCGGAACCAUGGGGUUGUUGCGCUGGGAGAAACCGUAGAAGAGGCUUUCUAUAAAAUCUUUCACCUGCAGGCAGCCUGUGAAACCCAGGCGUCAGCCGUGCCCAGUGCUGGAGGCCCAGAUAAUCUUAUCCUGCUGGACAGGGAGAAAUAUCGUCCCCAUGAAGUGGGAACAGUGGGCUGGGCUGGGAGCAAGUUUGGACCCAUGCAGAAGAGCAGGCUGGGGGAACAUGAGUUUGAGGCACUGAUGAGAAUGAUGGAUAAUUUGGGUUACAGAACAGGUUACUCCUACCGCCACCCGUUUGUUCAGGAAAAGACUAGGCACAAGAGUGAAGUGGAGAUCCCAGCCACGGUAACUGCUUUCCUUUUUGAGGAGGAAGGUGUGCCCAUGUCCACCCUGCGGCAGCAUGCCCAGAAGCAGCAGAAGGAGAAGACCCGUUGGCUGAACACGCCAAACACUUACCUACGGGUCAAUGUGGCUGAAGACACAGGCAGCCCCAAGACCACGUGGCUGAAAGCAGAUGAAGUGGUUAAACCCAGCAGUGGAGUGCCCAUCCGCAUCGAGAACUCCAAUCAGUUUGUGCCACUUUUCACUGACCCAAAAGAAGUCUUGGAGACAAGGAAUAAGAUCAGAGAACAAAAUCGCCAGGAUAUCAAGUCUGCUGGGCCUCAGUCUCAAUUAUUAGCAGGCGUGAUAACUGACAAAAGCAGAAGUCCGUCUGCAGACAGCCACUUGGCUUCAGGAACUGUAACAGAAAUCAAACAGGAGCCAUUAGAAGAUGUUUCACCAGAGCCCCCAAACCCCUUUAGCCAACUGACUGACCACGAGCUUGAAGAGUAUAAAAAAGAAGUGGAGAGGAAAAAGCAUGUCCUUGAUGAUCCAAAUGAGAGGGAACCAGCUGAAGAUGAUUCCCAGCCAUCACUGGUGACCCCACCCACUUCUCCUGUAAGAAGUCCCACCAAGACCAUAGUCCCUAUUGUUUCUCCUUCCAAGUCCACUGAAGGAGCGGGAAGAAAGGAAGAAACCUCAGUACCCACAGACUUGCCCACCACCACGGAGGAGAAAAUCCCACCGGCAGUGGUGUUGAAUGGGAAAGAGGAGGAUCAGUCUCCUCCCGAGGAAACGCCACCCAAAGUCACAGAUACAGAAACUCCUAAAGGAAAAAGCGAGACCGUACAAAAUGCAUCCCCAGAGGGAUCUCCCACUAAGUCGCCUUCCAAAAAGAAAAAGAAAUUCCGCACCCCAUCCUUCCUGAAGAAAGGAAAGAAGAAAGAAAAAGAGAAAGAAAAAGCAGAGUCUUGAUCUUCUGACAGCAGAGGUCCAAAGGAACUCUCUAUUUAUAUACAAGUCCCCUUGCUUCCAUGACUGUGGCAGCAAAGGGGAAUAAACAGACCUUUCCAAAUAAGGGAACAAAGGUGAGAUGAGCUGCAUAUUCCUUCAGGAAUGGAUGCCGUGGGUGUUCUCUGUGAUUGUCUAGAUUUUGCUGGUACAGAAAAGGGCACUGCCUCAUGGGACAAUCCGGCAUAGAUCUUAUAAAGAAAAAUAAUAACUUCAUCCAGAAAUGGCUUCCUCACAACAUCACUGGGCUUGUCAUAGUAAACUGUUUGCUUUUGUGGUUUCUUUCAGUUAUUUAUUUUUCUAUCCCUGGUAUGUUAGAGUGAAAUAAACCUACAUAUGUAAUGCUGAUUGUCAGUGACAGACCAAUAAACCCUGUCAAUUUGGGGCAAGCUUAAGGGCUCUUACAGACGAGCGUUUUUACCUGCGCUCCCCUGCGUUCCGUUUUUCUGCGUUCAGCCGCAGGGGAGCGCAG
Molecule: messenger RNA, 2880 nt
Organism: Xenopus laevis (African clawed frog)
Lineage: Eukaryota; Metazoa; Chordata; Amphibia; Anura; Pipidae
Gene: add2.L
Product: adducin 2 L homeolog
Exons: 15
Coding region: 219-2372 (717 amino acids)
Biological process (GO): barbed-end actin filament capping
Cellular component (GO): plasma membrane; postsynaptic density; cytoskeleton
Molecular function (GO): actin filament binding
Source: RefSeq, a predicted model, not a curated record